This is a messenger RNA of Phragmites australis (common reed), 821 nucleotides long. RefSeq names its product protein AE7-like 1. The transcript is spliced from 5 exons. NCBI's taxonomy places the organism in Eukaryota, Viridiplantae, Streptophyta, Magnoliopsida, Poales, Poaceae. Gene Ontology annotation, biological process: iron-sulfur cluster assembly. Bases 229 to 684 code for a protein of 151 amino acids. The record is from RefSeq and is a predicted model, not a curated record.
AUUCGCAAUUUCGCACCAUCCUAUGGAAAAAGGGGGGAAAACAAUUCGCACCGCCGCGCCCAAUGAUUAAAGACCCGACAAAAAAAAAAUCUUUUUUCCCCUCAUCGUCUUCUUCUCUUCUCUUCCACUCUCCUCUCCCAAAUCAAUUCGCAGUUUCGCACCAUCCUCUGAAAAAAAGGGGGGAACAACAAUUCGCACCGCCGCGUCCAAGAAAAAGUUGGGCGGAAGAUGACAUUGGGCAUGAUCAACGCGAACCCGGUGGUGCACGAGCGGCCGGAGCGCGCCGCUCACCACCACGCCGCCCAUGCGCUCGAUGCGCUCGACGUCUUCGAUACGGUGCGGGACAUCAAGGACCCGGAGCACCCGUACUCGCUGGAGCAGCUCAGCGUGCUCUCGCAGGAAUCCGUCUCCGUCGACGAGAAGCUCGGGCGCAUCCAGAUAACCUUCACUCCAACUGUUCAGCACUGUAGUAUGGCCACAGUCAUUGGUCUGUGUCUCCGACUUAAGUUGAUGCAGAACUUCCCUCCGCAUUUCAAGGUUGACAUUAAAGUUGCUCCAGGAUCUCUUGCUAAUGAAGAAUCAGUAAACAAACAACUGAAUGACAAGGAGAGAGUUGCAGCAGCCUUGGAGAACCCCAACCUGCGCCAGUUGGUUGAUGAGUGCCUAUGCUCCAAUGAUCAUUGAUCCAUUUUCACAUUAACUUGUCCAUGCUGCCUCACAACCUGCAUGUUGUACAGUAAUAAUCAUGCAUGUUGUGCUUUGCCCUGUAUGAUGACAUUAUGUUGUAUCAGGUCGUGUAUAAUCAACUACCCUGAGCCAUU